UCUCUCCACAUGCUGCACAGAGCUCUGCCUCCCUGAUUUGACUGUUAGAUCUUGGACUUAUGAAACAUGAUUGGGAAUCAUACAGUCAACACAAUUCCGAGUAAGUCAGAAGACUAUGGCAGUUACUACAAUAACAGUGAUAUGUGGGCGCCCUGCAACAACAGUAUUGUAAGAAACUUUGGCCAAAUCUUCCUCCCGACCCUCUACACCAUAGUCUUCAUUGUGGGCUUAAUUGGAAAUGGUCUGGUGUUGUGUGUCCUUGCCAAAUACAGCAAGAGACUGAACAUGAUGGAUGUGUGCCUCUUCAACUUGGCACUGUCUGACCUGCUGUUUCUCCUAUCUCUGCCGUUCUGGGCCCACUACGCUGCCACCGACAUGUGGAUCUUUGGGAGUUCCAUGUGCCAAGCUGUGACUGCAUUUUACAUGCUAGGCUUCUACGGCAGCAUCUUCUUCAUGCUCCUCAUGACGGUGGAUCGUUACCUUGUCACUGUCCAUGCCCUAACCUCCCUUUUUUUUAAGCGCCAAUCAGUGAGCGUGGGCAUAGCCCUGAUCUUCUUUAUGUGGGCAAUCAGCCUGGGCGCUUCUCUCCCAACCAUCAUAUUCUCUCAAGUCAAGAACGAGUCAACUGGAUCGAUGUGCCAGCAAGAGUAUCCAGGGAAGUGGAGGUUGGUCGGCUACAUGGAGCUGAACAUCCUUGGCCUGAUCCUCCCCCUCACCGUCAUGGGGAUUUGCUACUCUCAGAUCAUCCCCACUUUGGCUGCUAUGAAGUCUAAGAAGAAGCACAGAGCCAUCAAGCUCAUGCUGGUCUUGAUCAUAGUUUUCUUUCUCUUCUGGACACCCUACAAUGUGGUCAUAUUUAUGCACUUUCUUCAUUACUUGGGAUACAUGGAAAGCUGCAAAUGGCAGCAUGACCUGUUAAUGGCCAUGCAGUGGACUGAAACCAUCACUUUUAGUCACUGCUGCAUCAACCCCAUCAUCUAUGCCUUUAUGGGGCAGAGGUUCAGGACAUUAGUCAUAAAGACUUUGAAAGAGUGGUUUCCAAUUUGCUUCAGCCGGUGCAGAACACUUCACAUCCAGCCGACAGAUAAGAAGAGCUCCAUGCGCUCCACAGAAAUUACAACAAUUUUAUAGUUGCCCCCCACUAAUACUAAUCAAAACAGCAACUUUGCAAUUUUUAUUUGAUAUCAUUUACCAUCAUAACUCUAUGCAUAUUAUUCUAUUUUAAAACAUGAGGCUUUUAACUACUAUGAAUUCAGUAACUUCUAUAACGCUAUCAGGCAGGGUGUAGGUUUCUUUUCAACUAUGGGGGAAAAUACUGCUCAUGACAUCCAGACUCAUCAUGUUUUAUUUUAUGUGCCAAUAAAAUGGUGAUAAAUGGUUAAUCAAUAUUUAUACAAUCUUAUCCUGAACAUAAAUUAUAAUUAUUAUAUUUCACACUCUUGUAUCAGCAUCAUGACAGUGUUGCCUAUUUUCCAAAAAUAUCCAGCCAACAGCGACCUGUGGGCAGCGUCCUGUGACCAGUGAUGAAGGACUAGAGGAUGAACAACACAAACUGUGCAGCAGCAGAUGAGCUACCGUCUCUGACUUUACAUCUACAAGGUGGACCUACAAGAUACAAGUGUCUAUUAGAAUGGACAGUGAGUGGACACAGUGUUUAAAAACUCCAGCAGCACUGCUAUGUCAUAUCUAUGCAUACCAG
This is a messenger RNA of Pygocentrus nattereri (red-bellied piranha), 1699 nucleotides long. Its product is annotated as C-C chemokine receptor type 4-like. Gene Ontology annotation, cellular component: membrane. The record is from RefSeq and is a predicted model, not a curated record. Gene Ontology annotation, molecular function: chemokine receptor activity. Bases 67 to 1131 code for a protein of 354 amino acids. The transcript has 2 exons. Lineage: Eukaryota; Metazoa; Chordata; Actinopteri; Characiformes; Serrasalmidae. Gene Ontology annotation, biological process: chemotaxis; immune response; G protein-coupled receptor signaling pathway.